Molecule: messenger RNA, 768 nt
Organism: Dunckerocampus dactyliophorus (ringed pipefish)
Lineage: Eukaryota; Metazoa; Chordata; Actinopteri; Syngnathiformes; Syngnathidae
Gene: tmem254
Product: transmembrane protein 254
Exons: 4
Coding region: 52-420 (122 amino acids)
Source: RefSeq, a predicted model, not a curated record
UGUUGUUACACGGACAUAUUUGACAGUUGGACCAGCGAACAGCAAGCAGCGAUGGCUAAAAGUGAUGGAAGUGAUUAUUUUAAAAGAACCAGCCUUUUUUGGAUCGUCUCCGUACUGUUCGGUGUGGGGUAUUUCACUUGCAUUGUGUUUGCGCCUGAAAAAAUACCAUACCAUCUCCUCGGCCAGUUUGGGACCUUCUGCAAAUACCUUGUGAACAACCAUGCUAGCAUUAUGUACAAAGGGUGGUGGGCUACAGUGGCUAUCCAUGUUGUUGAAGCCCUGGUCGCCUUAAAACUCUGCAGCAAUAAAGGCAUCAACAUGUCCACCAGCUGCUUCUGGUUCUUGCAGACCUUCGUGUUUGGUUUCGCCUCUCUCGGCCUACUGAUCAAAUACAACCCUGAACGGCCCAAACUGCGCUGAAGACAACAUGGAGAGCGACCAUAGAAGAAUGCUUUUCAAAUAGUGCUUUUUAUUAGUGAAGUGGGAUGCUGUGGUGACUUACUGUAGAUUUUCUCUUUACAUAGUUCCAUGCAGGAGGUAGACUAUCCAUAUGUUUAAAGAAUUAGUAAUUAAAGAAGGUAUUCAGGGAGAUCAAGAUUAUUAUCAAUGAUUAACAUUAUGCUGAAAAUGUUCUUUGUACUUCAAUGACAUGUUUUCAUACUUGCAUAAUAUUUCCAUGCUGUUUGGAUGGAAGGAUGAAAGAGUCAUAAUCAUCCAGUUGUUGUGUUUUAAAACUAACACUCAAAAAUAAAACUUACAGCAAAACAA